GGAGUGGUUUGCUAUAGAAUAGAACUCUUUUAUCAUAAAGAUAACAUAACAAAUAGCUUUCACGAAUUUGUGAGCUGCUAAGCAUCUAUAUCCUAGUCUGUUUUCAUGGCAAAAACAACUCACAUAGCUAUCGUUUCAAGUCCUGGUUUCGGCCACCUAGUUCCAAUAAUUGAGUUCAGCAAGCGACUUAUAAAGAAUCACCCAAAUUUUCAUGUUACUUGCAUCAUUCCCUCACUCGGGUCACCCACAGAAUCCUCCAAAGCUUACCUCAAAACACUUCCUUCAUUUAUUGACUUCAUUUUUCUUCCUCCAAUUAACAAAGAACAAUUACCACAAGGAGUAUACGUUGGACGCAAAAUUCAACUCACUGUUUCUUAUUCUCUGCCAUCAAUACAUGAGGUUCUGAAAUCCUUGUCCUCUAAGGUCCCUUUAACUGCGUUGGUGGUAGAUAUUCUAGCACUCCAAGCCUUGGAAUUUGCAAAGGAAUUCAAUGCCUUGUCCUAUUUUUACUUCCCUAGUUCAGCUAUGGUGUUGUCACUGCUUCUACACCUGCCAAAACUUGAUGAGGAAGUUUCAGGUGAGUACAAGGAUCUAAUAGAACCUAUAAAGUUACCAGGUUGUGUACCACUCUUGGGGGUUGAUCUUCCAGAUGCAAUCCGAAAUCGACCAGUUGAAUAUUACCAACAUCUUCUUAAAAGUGCCAAAGAAAUGCUUAAAACUGAUGGGAUUAUUAUCAACACCUUCUUGGAAAUGGAACCAGGUGCUAUAAGAGCAUUGGAAGAGUUUGGAAAUGGGAAGAGCAGAUUGUACCCAGUUGGACCCAUUACACAAAAAGGGUCAAUCAAUGAGGCUGAUAAGUGUUUAAGAUGGUUGGACAAUCAUCCCCCUUGUUCAGUGUUGUAUGUUUCUUUUGGAAGUGGUGGAACACUCUCUCAACACCAAAUCAAUGAGCUAGCCGCGGGUUUGGAAUGGAGUGGUCAAAGGUUCUUGUGGGUUUUGAGAGCACCAAGUAAUUCAGCUAGUGCUGCUUACCUUGAGACUGAAAAUGAGGAUCCUUUGAAAUUCUUACCAAGUGGGUUUUUGGAAAGGACAAAGGAGAAAGGUUUGGUUGUGGCUUCAUGGGCACCUCAGGUUCAGGUCCUUAGUCACAAUUCAGUUGGAGGGUUCCUAAGCCAUUGUGGUUGGAACUCGAUUUUGGAGAGUGUGCAAGAGGGAGUGCCUCUAAUAACAUGGCCACUCUUUGCAGAGCAGAAGAUGAAUGCAGUGAUGUUAGCCGAUGGACUCAAAGUAGCAUUGAGGCCAAAAGUUAAUGAGGUUGGCAUAGUGGAAAAGGAGGAAAUUGCAGGAGUGAUAAAGUGUCUGAUGGAAGGGGGGGAAGGUAAAGGGAUGCGUGAAAGAAUGGGGAAUUUAAAAGAUUCUGCUACUAAUGCACUGAAGGAUGGUUCUUCUACACAGACACUGACUCAGUUGGCUAGACAGUGGGAAUGUUUGAGUGGGAUUUAGGAAAAUUGUUUUACUGACUUAGUUUUGUUUUGUGUUAUUUUCUUAAUUUGUUUUCUGUAUGGGGGGAAUGUUUUCUUGUGUGGUUUCUAAGAUAUGUUGCAUCUUUGACCAUGACACACGGUUACUUGGUUUUCAAUUUAAAUUUCACUUUUCUACAUAAAUUUAUUUGAGUAAACUCCUAUUUUCGUUCCUUAAA
Glycine soja is the source of this 1699-nucleotide messenger RNA. RefSeq names its product hydroquinone glucosyltransferase-like. The record is from RefSeq and is a predicted model, not a curated record. The transcript has a single exon. Gene Ontology annotation, molecular function: UDP-glycosyltransferase activity. The coding region runs from base 106 to 1503 and encodes 465 amino acids. NCBI's taxonomy places the organism in Eukaryota, Viridiplantae, Streptophyta, Magnoliopsida, Fabales, Fabaceae.